GCCUUUCUCAGAGCUCCUGGAUGACACCGCCCUGCUGGAUGCACUAGGACAGCUAAUUGGUGACCCGUUCCUGACCGAUAAAUAUGAAAUGAUGGAAGUGGACAACCCAAACUCACCUUCUCCCAUGAUCAAAGCAGAACAUAGCUACUCCCUGUGUGGAGAUUCUCGCCCUCAGUCCCCGUUCACCCAUGGCUCCUCUGAUGACAACUUCAGUGAUGGUGAUCUUGCUGGGGAGGAUUGGUGUCUUGGAGGACAGAUCACUUCCACCAAAAUAAAGAUGGAGGUUCCUAUGCAGGAAAACCCAGGUCUCGCCCCUUCGGUCACCUUGACGGCUAAUGCAAUGACCGCACCUCUUGAAGUAGAUGUAGUGCCACAGCUGCCUGAGUCAGACCAGAUGAAGCCUCUGAGUCCCAAAUCUCUGCCCCAAAUUAAGCUGGAGCCGCACGAAGUGGACCAAUUCCUCAACCUCUGUCCCAAAGAGCAGGCGUCAUCAGACACAUUGCAGCUGCCCCCUACUCCUCCCAGCAGCCAUGGGAGUGAUUCUGAAGGAGGCCAGAGCCCCAGCCGGUCCCUCCCACCCUCCAGUCCUGUCCAAUCACAGUCCGGGAGCAAAGUGACAGCUCGCAGCCCCUCAGCACUCUCGAAUUCCCCUCUUCUGACUGCUCCACAUAAGCUUCAAGGAACAGGACCCCUAAUCCUCACCGAGGAAGAGAAGAGGACCCUUAUAGCGGAGGGAUACCCCAUCCCCACCAAACUGCCCCUCUCUAAGGCUGAAGAAAAAGCUCUGAAGAAAAUCCGCCGGAAGAUUAAGAACAAGAUCUCAGCCCAGGAAAGUCGAAGAAAGAAAAAAGAAUACAUGGACAGCUUGGAAAAGAGGGUGGAAAAUUGUUCUUCAGAAAACAGCGAUUUGCGUAAGAAAGUGGAAGUUCUAGAAACGGCUAACAGGACCCUCUUGCAGCAGCUGCAGCGUCUCCAGGCCAUGGUAGCUGGCAAAGUUAACCGCUCAUACAAAGCAGCGAGCACCCAAACUGGUACCUGCCUUAUGGUGGUGGUUUUGUGCUUUGCCGUCAUAUUUGGAAGCUUCACACAGACCUUUGACCCCUACCCAUCAGCUACCAAGACAGUGCAGGAACCAAGCAGACAUUCAGCAUCAGAAUCAUAUGCAGCAUCAAUAGUGCGUUCUAGGAAUCUCCUGAUCUUCGAGGAGCAUCAUGGCUGGGAAGAACUGCACAGCUCUGCAGUGACUGUUGAUUCACAUGACGCCUGGGACAGGAGUGCAGAGAUCAUCUCUCAGCAUCACAAAGCAGCAAUAGAGGAGAUCAGCCGAUCCCAAGAGAAGUCUUACACCCUAUCCAAUGACAGCCGAGAUGGCAUAGUACGGCACAGGUAUACUUCGGAUUUCGGACAGAAUGAGACAAAAGUAAUAGAACUCGACAGGCGAGUGAAUGCUACUUCCUAA
Messenger RNA from Staurois parvus, 1459 nucleotides. NCBI's taxonomy places the organism in Eukaryota, Metazoa, Chordata, Amphibia, Anura, Ranidae. The record is from the annotation of a GenBank genome assembly.